This is a messenger RNA of Cercospora beticola, 2084 nucleotides long. Its product is annotated as FAD-dependent oxidoreductase. Lineage: Eukaryota; Fungi; Ascomycota; Dothideomycetes; Mycosphaerellales; Mycosphaerellaceae. Gene Ontology annotation, molecular function: FAD binding. The record is from RefSeq and is a predicted model, not a curated record.
GUUGUGAACUUGAAUGCUCGUGAUCACCGAGCUCAACCGCCGCAAUUUCUACACGUAAGUCAGUAGCGUGAAGCAAGACCACCGCACAAAUGACCGUAUGACCGUGUUCGACGCCACUCCGAAAAUAUAAGUCGAUGUUCUGUUCAAGGUGAGGAAGGAAAUAUCGUCCGCGCAUCUCGCUUGAUUCUGCGCCAUGAAAUGUGGCGCAUGCGGGCUUUCAACUUUCAAGUCGUCAUUCGGUCCUUCCUUCCAUUCGCCCACGGCACAGCUCCAACUCCACUCUUAUCACAAACAUACACAACGCAUCCCAGCCACUCCAGCCAGCCAAACAGUCUGCAUCACCAGAGCGAAUACCACAGAAGCGAUCCAGAGUAGAAGACGAGUCUACAGGCAACUGAAAAACAUGAUGCAUGGCCGAUGAAACUCCAGCCAACAUGCCCAAAGGCCAUCGCAUUUCCGUCAUCGGCGCCGGUCUCGCCGGGCUCACUUUAGGACGAUGCCUGCAUCAGAAAGGCAUCAAAACCAGCAUCUUCGAGAAAGCGAGGAAAUCCGUGAACAGGAAUAAUUAUGGCGUCACAUUGUAUUCCAAGUCCUAUCUACCACUGCUUCAAGUACUCCAAUUGGACGAAGCGACAUUUCGGAAAAAGGUCGCUGUAGACAGCCACCUUAUCGGAGGGACAGGAAGCAUUCGCGGCCAAGGAGAGAAAGACUGCUUCAAAGCGAACAAGAACCGACUCGAAGCUUUGCUCGCAGAAGAACUGGAAGUGAAGUGGGACCACGAGUUAACGAAUUUGGAAGCUCUGCCUGGAGCUGUCGAGCUGGAGUUCAAGAAUCACAGUCGGCAUGCGAGUACCUACGUAGUAGGAGCCGAUGGGCCGCAUUCUAUUGUGCGAGGGAAGAUCCUCCCGGAGGCUGGUCUAACGACUUUGCCAUACGCGACGUACAAUGGCAAACGACGCGUGAGUCGAGAAGAAUGGGAGAGGGACUUUGCGCCCGGCUUCGAAGGCGGAAAUGUGGUGGAGAAGAGAGUAGGGAAUGAAGGAACCACGCUUCUGCAGAUCUCACUGAACAGCGUGAGCGAUGACGAGGCGAGCAUCAACUAUGUAUUUUCGCGGCCAGCGAAGAGGUCAGGCGAGGAUGCACUGUACCGUCCGCAGCGAGAUAAGGCAGAGGCGAAGGAUGUUCCAGACGAGCUUUUCGCCGAAGUGAAAGCCUUGCAAGACCAGCUAUCUGGACCGUUGAAGCUGAUAUUCGAGCCGGAGGCGAUGAAGAAGGACAGACUACUCAACUGGCUUAUGCGAUCCCUUCACGUCGACACGACGAAACUCGGCCAGCCCGCUGAGGAAGGCAUCGUGUUGAUUGGUGAUGCAAUCCAUGCUGAACCAAUCCUAGGCGGCAUGGGCGCGAACCAGUCAAUUGAAGACGCAAUGGCCCUCGCCGAGAUCCUGGCUCAGAAAGACGCAAGGGUGCAGGGCUUGUAUGACAGGAGAGCCGGCGAGUGGCAGAAAGGGCUGAGAGAAGCCGAAAGCAGGAUCGGAAACAUGCAUGGCGUAGCAUCGAGAGCGAGUCUCUGAGAUAAGAAAGUGAGCGGAUACUGGCAAGAAGCAAUUGCGAAUCGUUUCUGACUGGUUAAAGAGGGAGAUGGUGCUAAUGGCUGCCAGCAGAUUGUGGCGUUAGAGUGGACUGCAUAAGCUCGAGCACGGCGUUUGUGAGGGUAUGUUGUGUUCAGCAGCGAAGCACAAAGGUCGCUUGAUUGCAUGCGGAGUGUCGCAGAUCUUGUUCGUAAAGGUGCAUAGUGAGCACACGGCUGGAUAUGUGGCUGGAGCAAGCUUUUUUGCUCUCCGAGGUGCUUUGGGCUGUUGCAUAAUGCAUGGGAUACCUCUUCUCUUCCCUUCCUUGCUGUUCUCGUUCGUUAUUUCAGGUUCGGCUUGUCUCCUGUCGGUCUCGUUGUUGGUGAUCAAGCGUUGGAUGCGUGAAGACUGUCGCAGCCGAUCCCGGUCCGCCCUAGGUGUUGGCAUGCUUCAUGUACGCUAAAAAUGUUGAUCACAGCAUGGCGUCCCGCAGCAAAGGGUGCGACUCACCUA